GCGGCGGCCGUCGCGGGAUGUGGCGGCGCCUGGCCGGGCUGCUGCUCGUCUUUGCGGCCGCCACGGCCGCGCUCUGGCUGCUGUCGGCGCGGCUGGGCUCGGGGCCGGCGCGCAGGCCGCUGCGGUUCCCGUCGGACCUGGAGGAGCUGCGGGAGCUGGCCGAGGCGCUGCGGGACUACGAGCGGCAGCACCGGGGCACGGCGCUGACCCUCUUCUGCGCCGCCUACCUCUACAAGCAGAGCUUCGCCAUCCCGGGCUCCAGCCUCCUGAACGUCCUGGCUGGAGCACUCUUCGGGCCGUGGACGGGGCUGGUGCUGUGCUCGGCUCUCACCUCUGUGGGAGCCACCUUCUGCUACCUGCUGUCUGGCACCUUUGGGAAGCAGUUCAUUGUCUCCUACUUCCCGGACAAAGUGGCUCUGCUGCAAAGAAAGGUGGAGGAGAACAGGAGCUGCUUAUUUUUCUUCCUGCUGUUCCUGAGGCUGUUCCCCAUGACACCAAACUGGUUUCUGAAUCUCUCAGCUCCCAUUUUAAACAUCCCUGUGGCCCAGUUCUUCUUCUCCGUUCUCAUCGGUCUCACACCCUACAAUUUCAUCUGUGUGCAGACAGGAGCCAUUCUCUCACAGAUCACCUCUCUGGAUGCCAUUUUCUCCUGGGACACACUGCUGAAGCUGCUGGCCAUGGCUGUGGCGGCACUGAUCCCAGGGACCCUCAUCAAGAAGUACAGCAAGCAGCACUUGAAGCUGGAUGGAGAGGAUGCUCCAGUGCUCAACGGCAGGAAGAGCUCCUGAUGGCUCAGCUGCCUCAGCUGCUGGGGGACUGCCUCCUAAAGCUGUAGUUCUCUGUGCCUGGGGGUUAUAUUCUGCAUGCUUUGUGCCACCAUGGACUGAGGGCACUGGCAGUUUUUAAUCCUUCUUCUCCUCUGGGAGGUGUGAGGGUCCCUAAGGAAGGCUGAGCUGUGCAUGUGUCUGCACCAGGAGUGCCAUACAGGCUUUGUCAGCACUGCCCUUCCUCUGCCUCUUUCCUUUGCACCAGCCUGUGUCCUCACAGUGCCUCAGGCUGCUGGCAGCCCCUGCAGAUGUGUCAGCAAUGGGGAAAAGACAAUCAUCAGGACUAGCAGCAUCCCAUGACACAGGCAGCUCUGAACCCUUCACCCCCCAGCACUUGAAGGCAGCUCUGAACCCUUCACCCCCCAGCACUUGAAGGCAGCUCUGAACCCUUCACCCCCCAGCACUUGAAGGCAGAUCUGAACCCUUCACCCCCCAGCACUUGAAGGCAGCUCUGAACCCUCUGUGGAGCUGUACCAGCAGCAGUCUCUCACCCCCACUCCAGGAGCAGCAUUUCCCAGCUGCAGGCAGGCCCUGCUCCCUCCUCCCUCUGCCCCCUCCAAACCCAUCCUCACUUAGCAUUUUUGGCCUCUCUUUCAUGAGGGGCAGUAGUACAAGU
This is a messenger RNA of Dryobates pubescens (Downy woodpecker), 1443 nucleotides long. RefSeq names its product transmembrane protein 41A (gene TMEM41A). Bases 18 to 788 code for a protein of 256 amino acids. The transcript is spliced from 5 exons. The record is from RefSeq and is a predicted model, not a curated record. NCBI's taxonomy places the organism in Eukaryota, Metazoa, Chordata, Aves, Piciformes, Picidae.